Molecule: messenger RNA, 3221 nt
Organism: Salvelinus namaycush (lake trout)
Lineage: Eukaryota; Metazoa; Chordata; Actinopteri; Salmoniformes; Salmonidae
Product: SWI/SNF-related matrix-associated actin-dependent regulator of chromatin subfamily D member 1-like
Exons: 12
Coding region: 24-1568 (514 amino acids)
Biological process (GO): regulation of transcription by RNA polymerase II
Cellular component (GO): nucleus; SWI/SNF complex
Source: RefSeq, a predicted model, not a curated record
GGUGGCGGAGACAUCCAGGGGAGAUGGCGGCCAGAGGUAGUUUUCAAUCGGCUCCAACGGGAGGUGGUGGCGGGGGAAUGGGACCCGGACCCCAGGUGCAAGGUGGAGGACCAGGCAUGGGACCUGGAACUCCUGGUGGAAGGAUGGGACUCUCAUCGGGCGCACAGAACCACCUUUACCGAUCUCCGAUGCCUGGGCCUGGAUACCCGAGACCAGGUGGGAUGCCACCCUCCAGCCGUAUGACACCCCAGGGUCCGCCCAUGGGGCCUCCAGGCUACGGCUCCAGCCCCGUGUCCCGGCCAGGGAUGCCUGGCGUCAUGGAUCCCUCCCGUAAGAGACCUGCUCCCCAGCAGGUCCAACAGGUCCAGCAACAGCGCAACCAACAUACCAAGAAGAAGAAAAUGGCGGAUAAGAUUUUACCUCAGAGGAUCCGGGAGCUGGUGCCAGAGUCUCAGGCCUACAUGGACCUGCUGGCGUUUGAGAGGAAGCUGGAUCAGACCAUCAUGAGGAAACGUCUGGACAUCCAGGAGGCACUCAAGAGACCCAUCAAGCAAAAACGAAAGCUUCGUAUCUUCAUAUCCAACACCUUCAACCCUGCCAAGCCCGACGCAGAAGACGGAGAGGGCACUGUUGCAUCAUGGGAGCUGCGUGUCGAAGGGCGCCUAAUUGAAGAUACUGCUGUGUCCAAGUAUGAAGCCACCAAGCAGAAGAGAAAGUUCUCUUCCUUCUUCAAGUCUCUGGUCAUCGAGUUGGACAAGGACCUCUAUGGGCCUGACAAUCACUUGGUCGAGUGGCACAGGACUGCGACCACUCAGGAGACAGACGGGUUCCAGGUGAAGAGGCCAGGGGAUGUGGGCGUACGCUGCACUGUCCUGCUCAUGCUGGACUACCAGCCCCCUCAGUUCAAGCUGGACCCUCGCCUGGCCCGUAUGUUGGGGAUCCACACCCAGACCAGGCCGGUCAUCAUCCAGGCCCUCUGGCAAUAUGUUAAGACCCACAAGCUGCAGGACCCCCACGAGAGAGAGUUCAUCAACUGUGACAAGUACCUGCAGCAGAUCUUUGAGACCCAGCGUAUGAAGUUCUCUGAGAUCCCACAACGUCUACACGCUCUGCUGAUGCCUCCAGAACCUAUCAUCAUUAACCAUGUCAUCAGUGUGGAUCCCAACGACCAGAAGAAGACGGCCUGCUAUGACAUCGAUGUGGAGGUGGACGACACUCUAAAGACCCAGAUGAACUCCUUCCUCCUAUCCACCGCCAGCCAGCAGGAGAUAGCUGGCCUGGACAACAAGAUCCAUGAGACCAUAGAGACGAUCAACCAGCUGAAGACCCAGAGAGAGUUCAUGUUGAGCUUCGCCAGAGAUCCCCAGGGCUUCAUCAACGACUGGCUGCAGUCACAGUGCCGGGACCUCAAGACUAUGACUGAUGUGGUUGCGAACCCAGAAGAGGAGAGGAGAGCAGAGUUCUAUUUCCAACCCUGGGCCCAGGAGGCCGUGUGUCGUUACUUCUACUCCAAGGUCCAGCAGAGGAGGCAGGAGCUGGAACAAGCCCUGGGAAUCAGAAACACUUAGAGAUGAAGAUGUUGAAGAAAAACAGGCCAACAGAGGAACAAGUGGCCAUUCUCUCUGGGAAGAGGAAGAGAAGUGUGGGACAUUAAUUAAUACGCCCCCGAUUUGAGAAAAACUUAGAUAAACAUCUUUGAUAUACAUCUGCUUUACUGCUGGUGGUAACUAUAGGAUAUCUUUUUGAAAGUUAUCUAGCAGGCUGUUAUGGUUAUAUUAUCAAUGUUAGAUUUUUACUUCCUCUCUCUUCAUAUUUGUCCCGCUAAAAGAUCUUUUGACUUAUUUUUUCUCAGUGGUCUCUCUCUAUGCCUUACCUCAAUGCAUUCCCUUUUUGGGCUGAACUCUCUCACGUUGCCAAUCUUGAAUCUAUAUUCAGGCCUAAGUGAGGUUGAAAUGACCCCCAACUAAGUAUUGAUGCUACUCCACAAUAACUAAUAUUGAGUAUUUUAAGUCUUAACAUUUGGCCAUUUGUGAAAGAGCAUUGGGUUCAUUUUAAAUACGUUGACUGUCUCUAACCUGCUCUGAGUCCAUACUAACUCAUAACUGAUUAGGUGAUAGACUACACACACUACCAUUCAGGCUUUGGUCUGGAAUUGAUUUUUCAGUGUUUGUUUGGUAUUGAUAGGGUUGUGAGUAUUCAGUGGUCUUUUAUUGCUGUGCUGGCUGUCCGUUUCUUAGUGGUUCAAGAGUAUUCUAGAAUUCUUGUUGUAGAAUAUUGUGUACCUCAAAAAUUCUCCCCUGAACACUUCAAAGUAUGGCGAUGGCAGGCAGGCUUGUGAAGAUUCAGUCUGUUGGUUUAGUUAAUCAUUUAAGGGGCCAUUUUCAUUUGAAACUAUUUUUGUGACGCUUUUUUUAUGUUUUGAAACUCUGAAUUAUAUUAAAGCUUGUAUUGUUAGAAGUUAAACCUUAAGGAAGUAGUGUUAGUAGUAAUUACCUCAAGUCGAUCUAGUUUUGUAAAUACUGAGCAGAAUAAUCUGGUUUGAUGUGAAGGAAAAAUGUCUGUUUUUAAAGGGCAGACCGUCAUUUUGACUCAUUGUCUAAUGCCCCGAUUAGUUUUCCCAAGACGUUCCCCUUCAAGUGAUACCAAUGGUUUAAUCCAGAACAUUCUCUAUAUCCUAACAGCGAGCUGAAGUUGCUUGUUUACCCCGUGUGGAAGGGAGAACAACCUUCAAGGUUCUACUGUUCGGUUAAGAAGAACUCCUCUGGGUUUUCGUCUUUAGUAUUUGUUAGUGUGCAGAAGUCAUCAACACCGAGGAAGAUAAGCAUAGAGCUGGGUUCACUAGUAGAUGUGACAUAUUGAAGAAUUAUCUUUUUUGAUAGUAUGAUCGAAAGCUUCCGCUUGUUGUAUUGCUGUUUUAGAUAUGAUGACAUGUAAAGGAUGUAUGAAGCUUCAUGGUUGGACUCAAUUCAUUGUCAGUUCAGUAGUCAAGUGAAUUGAAAUUAAGCGGCAUCUAUUUUCAAUGGGGAUUUCUUUUUUCAGUAUUAAAUUGUAAUUUCCAUCCACGUUCUGAUUGUCCUGAAUUGCCCCCGAUCCUGUAAAGGAUAAUACUGAAGACUGAUUGAAAUCUUCAGACUUAAAUUGUAUUUUUCUCGUAUUGACCAAACCUAUUUUUUCCUGUAUGUUUUAAUCCUAUGCUAUAAUAAAGGAUAUCUUCAUGAUAA